This is a messenger RNA of Schistosoma haematobium, 2926 nucleotides long. RefSeq names its product DNA repair and recombination protein rad54b, variant 2. Lineage: Eukaryota; Metazoa; Platyhelminthes; Trematoda; Strigeidida; Schistosomatidae. Gene Ontology annotation, biological process: reciprocal meiotic recombination; double-strand break repair via homologous recombination. The record is from RefSeq and is a predicted model, not a curated record. The coding region runs from base 2143 to 2844 and encodes 233 amino acids. Gene Ontology annotation, cellular component: nucleus. The transcript is spliced from 10 exons. Gene Ontology annotation, molecular function: ATP binding; ATP-dependent chromatin remodeler activity; DNA translocase activity.
AAAGUAAUAUGCGGAGAUCUGCAGCACCAAGUCGUACUAGUCAGUCUCAAGAUCUGUCGAUAAAUUCCAACCUCGUAAAGACGGCUGAGUACAAGCCAGUUUCACACUGUUCCUCAAGUCCUAAAAUGAACAAUACGCCUACAAAUUUUAAUUUGUCUCAUGCUACGAAAUGUUCCAGGUAUUUCGAGGCUGUAUAUGCUAAAGCAUCGACUAAAAAGCAUAAAAAAUGGGAAGGAGAUGGUUUUGUAGAGGUUGAAGGUCGAAUCAUAAAGCUUAUCAAUGAAGAUUUGAAAGUAAUAGCAUCUGCUUCUGGUCAUAAAUUAGCUUUUUUAAAUGAAAUUGAUAUUGGUUCGGUUGUUCAUAUUGGGUCUUAUGAAGCAGAGCUUAUUUCACUGAUAGAGAAGCCACAGUUAAUUAAUCUUUCCUCAAAAUCAAAUGAUGGCACUGAGGCGUUACAUGCACCGGCAAAAAUUUCGACAAGCAAACCAAGCACAAAUCUCAGUUUCUCACCAAAGGUACCGUUUACAUAAUAUCUAUUUCCGGAAUAAUUUUUAUUUGAGUCCAUUUUAACCUCAAUCCUUUAAUCUCUUAAAAUCUUUCAAGGAUAAUAGUCUUUCGUAUUUGAUACCCUUAAGAUCAACCUAGGAGACUAAUAAGUGAUUACACUGACGUUUCGUUCUGAAAUACAGAAGUUGAAGGUACAUCUGCAGUUGUAUAAACUAAUUUUUCUGCCUUAAAACCUUAGUUUGACGGAUGGAGUUGCUGAGACCAUCUAAACAAGGAAAAUAACUUCAAGAUAUUACAAGAGAAUUAUUCGAUAAACUUAAAUACUAAGAGACAUUGACAUACGUUUACAAAGUGUUAUGUUGUCUGAGAUUGCAUGUGGGCAUUAGUUACUCACUAGUCAUUUCUUUGUGUAAGUUCUUGUGACAGAUUGCCGUAUACUUACUUCUAUCCGUUGAUAAAUCGUACUGUCCCAUUUCAAUUUAGAUUUUCAAACAAAACAGAAAAACCGGUCGGAUUCUGAAUGGCAUCUAGAAUGAAUGAGUCAAAUGCUAAUUUUCAUAAUAAACACAUUUCAAAGUGGUUUGUUUUCCUGUUUUUGCUGCAUCGAAUUUGUUUCAUUCCACCGUCUAGUUUCAGUCGUUAAGAAAAUUUACCUGCUCUGUUUAAGGGAAUAUUGAACUAGAAAAUAAUUUGAGCCCGAUAAACUUGAAGAAAAAUAUUUGGGGCAGAGAUUGGUCGACUUUCAUCACGAAUAUUAUCGUUUCUUAUCAAGUUUCAUUUCUAAUUACUGGAAACUAGUGUAUUAAUUAUGAUUUUUCUCAUAUUUACAUAGUAUUAUUAUCAUAGGAAAAAGCCUGGUAUGAUAGGAGAUCGAGAAAUUUCCCACAAAAUGUGAGCUAACAAUAUUGUAGGGAAAAGGACGUGAAAACUUAAAACUAGUCAGUAAAGAAAUAAAUGUAACAAAAUAAAUGUUUAUUAAACAAUACUGAUAUAUUCUUAACGCAGCAAAGUUAUAUUUCACCUCAUAUAAAUGCUUCCUCAAUAACAUUGCCUCUAAACGAAUUGAGGGCAGCCUUCAUGUAUAGACAGAUAAUUUUCGACAUAGAAUACAAAUGAUAGUUUUCAAGGAAUUGGCAGAAGUUGAAUAUUUGACCGACCAAUCUAUACCUAAACUAAGACCUGUUUGCAGAGUAUUACAGAAAUGAAUAUUCUAGACACGGCUGAUAAGUUUUAAACUGAUGAUUGUUACAAGCAUUUGUAAGCUCUUUAAAAAUGAAUACAACAGCAGCAAACCGUGACUAGUACAUAGCAGAGAUGUGGAUGUUUGUGAGUAUUUAAUGAACAUAAUAUUGACUAGUGUCUGGUGAUCAGUUUUUUAAAUAUACUAGUUCUGGAUGAUAAGGACUAGUUAUCUCUUUUUUAGUAAUGCAAUUAAAUUGUACGAUUCUCACUUUGGCUUUGUGUCUUACACAUCCUAAAUAUUUUAGUUAAUUUUCUAGCAUUGAUUUAUAAAUUGCACGUAUAUUUCCAUAUUAUAUCUCACGUUGUGUACAGCAUAACCUCGAUUUUGGUGUCUUGUAGACGAAUUCCAAAUCAAAACUGAAUGAGUCCUGGGGUUCUUCAAACCAUCUGGUUAUGCCCAAGCCUCCUGCUAACUGCAUUUGGUCUCAGAAUCCCGACAACCUUCCUAUUGUGGAUGUAGUUUUAGAGUCGAAGUUUGCUUCACGUCUACAGCCACAUCAAUGUGAAGGUAUUAUUUUCUUGUAUAAAUGUUUAAUGGGAUUUCAACCGUAUGUUGCUUUAAAUGAAUCUGAUGCACAAAUUACUUAUGGAUGUAUUUUAGCGGAUGAAAUGGGUCUUGGUAAGACAGUUCAAGCUAUUGCCACCAUUUGGCUAUUAAUUAGACAAGGACCGUACGGAGGUAGACCGGUUAUUCAACGUUGCCUUAUUGUAACUCCAGGUACACUUGUUCAGAAUUGGCAAAAGGAAUUCUCCAAAUGGUUAGGUCGUGAACAGUUACCCGUGUAUUGUGUAGAUCAAAAUCAUUCUGUUAAAAAAUAUCUAACAAUGUCCAGUGAUUCACCGCAGGUUAUUCUUAUGUCGUAUGAAAUGUUUCUACAGCAUACUAGUGAAAUCUAUGAAAUUUCCGACUUGGAUAUGGUUGUAUGUGAUGAAGGGCAUAGAUUAAAAAAUUCCAAUAUCAAUACAACUAUGGCACUUUGUCGACUACGUACGCGUAGAUGUAUACUGUUUACUAGGACCCACUACAAAAGAAUACAAGAUGGAAUUGGUCGGCGGACUAUCAAGCAUCUUUCGAGAAAAUCAAGCAACUCCUAACUUCUAAUCUCUUAUUGACACAUUAUGAUCCUUCGCUACCGAUAGUCGUUGCUUCAGAUGCUUCUAACUAUGGUGUGGGCGC